UUUGCAGCAAAUGACGCAGCCCAUCCGACUUUACACCAAGGCCGUCGUCUCUGGCUUCAAGCGCAGCCAGCGCAACCAGGACCCCAACUCGUCGCUCCUCCGUCUUGAGGGCGUCUCCACCCGUGCUGACGCUACCCACUACCUUGGCAAGCGUGUCGCCUACGUCUACCGUGCCAAGCGCAUCAUCGACGGCAGCAACAUCCGCGUCAUCUGGGGCCGCAUCACCCGCCCUCACGGCAACGUCGGCGGUGUCCGCGCUCAGUUCAAGUCGAACCUCCCCGCCAAGGCCUUCGGCGCUUCGGUCCGAGUUAUGCUCUACCCCUCGCGCAUCUAAACGACCUUGCAGCCUCCCCCGUGUCCCCAACUCGCCUGUGGGUGGAGAUCCAAUGUUCAUAUGUCGAUUGCGCAAUCUACAAGCGUUUGCCUAGCGUUGUGUGAUUGUUGUGUGAUUGUUGGUGGCCAUAUUGUUUGCGAGUACAAUUUUUCUUGCUGCA
This is a messenger RNA of Capsaspora owczarzaki ATCC 30864, 494 nucleotides long. RefSeq names its product 60S ribosomal protein l35a. Gene Ontology annotation, cellular component: ribosome; cytosolic large ribosomal subunit. The record is from RefSeq and is a predicted model, not a curated record. Lineage: Eukaryota; Filasterea; Ministeriida; Capsasporidae. The coding region runs from base 11 to 334 and encodes 107 amino acids. Gene Ontology annotation, biological process: cytoplasmic translation; ribosomal large subunit biogenesis. Gene Ontology annotation, molecular function: structural constituent of ribosome. The transcript is spliced from 3 exons.